Ceraceosorus bombacis is the source of this 3225-nucleotide messenger RNA. NCBI's taxonomy places the organism in Eukaryota, Fungi, Basidiomycota, Exobasidiomycetes, Ceraceosorales, Ceraceosoraceae. The record is from the annotation of a GenBank genome assembly.
AUGGCGUCCGCUCAACCUGAAGCUGCUGGUGUCCCUGCCACUGUGGCGGCUGAUGCCAAGGGCCUCAAGGACUCUGCAGCAGCUCAAGCUGCUGCUUCCGAGAACGCCGCCAUUGAGAAGAAGGCGGCAAAGAUCGAAGCUGACAGGCUUCUCUCUUCCGGCGAAGAGGAGGCCGCGCAAGAGCUCGUCAACCUUGUCAAGAUUGAGGGACCUCAUGCAUUCACCGUUCUCGGCAUCGAGAAGGUCGUGCUUAAGGGCCUGGGCGACAAGAAGAACGCAGCUGCCAGGGAAGGCGCGGCAGUGCUCGUCAAGAAGCUCAGUGACCAAGGUGUCGGCCACGAACUCGAGCCUUUCGUUUUCGCUCACCUCCUCACUCCUCUCGUUGAGGCCCUUGGAGACAAGGAGAAGCCUGUUCGCGAGGCUGUUCUGGCUUCCCUCACCAGCUUUGUCAAGUCUAUGAGUCCUUGGUCCGUUCCUCAGCUUCUCAAGGUCAUUCUCGAGCAGGCACGCACUGCCGGCAAGUGGCAAGUCAAGACUGGCUGCGUCUCUCUUCUUGAGACUCUGGUCAAGGCUGCACCCGAGCGCAUGGCGAGCGCCAUGCCGGAGAUCAUUCCGGUGAUGAGCGAAGUCAUCUGGGACACCAAGACAGACGUUCAGAAGGCGUCUCGCGCUGCGUUGAAGAAGCUCUGCGCCUUGAUCUCCAACAAGGACAUUGAGCGCUUCAUCCCUGCCCUCAUCAACUCUCUCAUUCAUCCCGUGGAAGAGGUCCCCAAGACCAUCCAACUGCUGGGCGCGACGACCUUCGUCUCGGAGGUCGACUCCCCCACUCUUGCCCUUAUGGGCCCCUUGCUGCAGCGUGGUCUCAACGAGAGACCGACUGCUACUAAGCGAAAGUGCGCUGUCAUCAUCGACAACAUGUCCAAGCUGGUCGACAACGAGCGUACCGUCCGUCCAUUCCUGCCCAAGCUCUUGCCCGGCCUGAUCAAAGUCGAGUCCGCGAUGGCUGACCCCGAAGCACGAAGCGUGGUUCAGCGUGCUAUCAAGACUCUGCGUGAUAUCGGUCAGCUGCCCGCGGAUGCCGACGGCACGAACCUGAAGCCUCUGGAGGAUGUGGACAUCCAAAAGACGCUCCAGCUCGUCCAGAAGGCUCUUGGUCAACAAACUCUCAACGGCCCUGAGCUUUUGACUCACCACGUUGCUCAACUUGCCACCAACCUUGCCAACGCAAGGAACUUCGAGGAGAGCGAGUGGGAGACUACGCUUGGGCCUUACGUCACUUUGUUCAAGAACGCUGACCAAGAGAAGAGCAAGGCUGUUGUUCGCGAGCUCCUCUUGGCUUUGGCCCGCAGCACCAGCGAGGAUGCUGAGGUGUUCGAGGAUGAGGAGGAAGGCGAAGACCUUUGCAACUGUCAAUUCUCUCUCGCAUACGGUGCCAAGAUCCUGCUCAACACCGCCACCUUGCGUUUGAAGCGUGCCCACCGCUAUGGUCUUUGCGGCCGUAACGGAUCUGGCAAGUCCACCUUGAUGCGUGCCAUCCAGAACGGUCAGGUUGAGGGUUUCCCUUCUCCCGAGGAGGUCCGCACCUGGUACGUUGAGCACGAUCUCGACGGAUCUGAGGGUGACAUCUCCAUUCUUGACUUCAUCGUCGCUGACAAGCGCCUGGAGACCAACCAUGCGGACGCUAGCAAGACGCUGCUCGAAAUGGGUUUUGAUGAGGGCCGCCAAAAGGGUCCCAUUGCCGCUUUGUCCGGUGGUUGGAAGAUGAAGCUUGCCUUGGCGCGUGCCGUUCUGUUCAAGGCAGACAUCUUGCUGCUUGACGAGCCCACCAAUCACUUGGACGUUAUCAACGUCAAGUGGAUCACCGAUUACCUCAAGAACACUGAUGCCACCUCAAUUAUCGUGUCGCACGACUCUCAAUUCUUGAACAACGUCUGCACUGAUAUUCUCCACCUCAACCGCUUCAAGAUCAAGCGUUAUCCCGGCACCCUCACCGACUUCGUCAAGCGCGUGCCUGAGGCGAAGGCCUACCUCGAGCUCGGCGGUGGCGACGACAACUUGUCCUUCAAGCUGCCAGACCCUCCCCUUCUCGAUGGUGUCAAGACCAAGGAGAAGUCUUUGGUUAAGAUGAGAAAUGUGCACUUCCAAUACCCCAACACACCUGCACCUCAGCUGAACGGUAUCUCGAUGCAGCUGUCGCUCUCUUCCCGUGUCGCCAUUCUGGGUCCUAACGGUUCCGGAAAGUCGACUUUGGUGAAGCUCAUUGUCGGUGACACUGAGCCCAACUCUGGAGAGGCGUGGAAGCACCCCAACCUGGUCAUCGGUUACGUCGCACAGCACGCUUUCCACCACAUUGACCAGCACCUCGACAAGACUCCCUUGGACUACAUGCUCUGGCGAUACCAAACAGGUGAAGAUUUGGAGGAGCACAUGAAGGCUACCCGCCAGCUGACCGAAGAGGAGCAGCAAGCCAUGAAGAAUGGUGAAGUCUACGUACACGAAGGUGUCAAGCGCAUCAUCGAGGACAUUGUCGGACGUAAGAAAUUGAAGAACAGCUUCCAGUACGAAGUUUCCUUCAAGGCCAUGAGUAGCGCAGACAACGUCUGGCUGCCUCGUGACGAGCUGUUGAAGCGUGGUUUCGAGAAGAAGGUCCUCGCCGUCGAUAGCCGCGAAGCUCAACGUGCCGGUAUGAACCGACCCUUGGUUCGUCGUGAGAUCGAGAAGCACUUUGCUGACUUCGGUCUCGACGCCGAGUUCGUGUCUCACUCCGGUAUGCGAGGUCUCUCUGGUGGUCAGAAGGUCAAGGUCGUCUUGGCCGCUGCCACAUGGCGUCAGCCCCACAUCAUCGUGCUCGACGAGCCCACCAACUUCUUGGAUCGUGAAUCUCUUGCUGCCCUCAUCAAGGCAUUGGAGAACUACGAGGGAGGCGUGGCCAUCAUCACUCACUCUGAAGAGUUCUCUCGCGGUGUCUGCAAGGAAAUUUGGGCCAUGCGCGAUGGCACUCUGCACGCUUCUGGCCACAACUGGGUCGAGGGACAAGGCAGCGGCGAGCGUAUCGACAAGAAGAAGAAGGACGAAGAGGAGGACAAGUUCGACGCCAUGGGCAACAAGAUCAUCGAGGAGAAGAAGGCUAAGAAGCUCUCUUCUGCCGAGGCCAGGAAAGCAAAGAAGGAGCGCAUGGCCAGACGCAAGAGAGGAGAGACCGUGGAGUCAGAGGACGAACUCUAA